Molecule: messenger RNA, 1001 nt
Organism: Manis pentadactyla (Chinese pangolin)
Lineage: Eukaryota; Metazoa; Chordata; Mammalia; Pholidota; Manidae
Gene: POLR2E
Product: RNA polymerase II, I and III subunit E
Exons: 7
Coding region: 101-784 (227 amino acids)
Biological process (GO): DNA-templated transcription
Cellular component (GO): RNA polymerase I complex; RNA polymerase II, core complex; RNA polymerase III complex
Molecular function (GO): DNA-directed RNA polymerase activity; DNA binding
Source: RefSeq, a predicted model, not a curated record
CCUGCACGGGGGCGAGAAAGGGGGCCUGAGGUGGACGCGGCGCAGGCGCAGUCUGCGCGGUUCCUGCUGGGGCCCCGGAACGGUGAGAGCGACCGGCCCCAUGGAUGACGAGGAGGAGACGUACCGGCUGUGGAAGAUCCGCAAGACCAUCAUGCAGCUGUGCCAUGACCGUGGCUACCUGGUGACCCAGGAUGAGCUGGACCAGACGCUAGAGGAGUUCAAAGCCCAGUUUGGGGACAAGCCAAGUGAAGGGCGGCCACGACGCACUGACCUCACCGUGCUAGUGGCCCACAACGAUGACCCCACGGAUCAGAUGUUCGUCUUUUUCCCAGAGGAGCCUAAGGUGGGCAUCAAGACCAUCAAGGUGUACUGCCAGCGGAUGCAGGAGGAGAACAUCACACGGGCCCUCAUCGUGGUGCAGCAGGGCAUGACGCCCUCUGCCAAGCAGUCACUGGUCGACAUGGCCCCCAAGUACAUCCUGGAGCAGUUUCUGCAGCAGGAGCUGCUCAUCAACAUCACAGAGCAUGAGCUGGUCCCAGAGCACGUGGUCAUGACCAAGGAGGAGGUGACAGAGCUGCUGGCCCGGUAUAAACUCCGAGAGAGCCAGCUGCCGAGGAUUCAGGCCGGGGACCCCGUGGCGCGCUACUUCGGGAUUAAGCGGGGGCAGAGAGAGGGACUGUGGCCCCCACUCUGGGCCGGGGGCAUGCUGGCCGGCCUGCCCCCCAGGAAUCUUGCUGUUCUGGACCCCGAGGUGGCACUACAUGGGUUUGCCUUCCUGGGCUGAGCCCCAGCCCAUACCCGUGCGAGGGCACCACAGGGAGGCCUUGGCCGCCCGCCCACCCUAGCCUCCGUGUCUUCUGCACCCCCACCCCCAGCCUCCCAUCACCACAACCCCUGCCCUGUCAGGUGGCCCUCGUGCCCUGACCUGUCGUCUGGAGUUGCUGUUGCUGUUGCUGUUGAAUGCUGGUGUUUUUACAAUUAAAGAUAUUUUGAGGAAACAA